Molecule: messenger RNA, 1580 nt
Organism: Phasianus colchicus (ring-necked pheasant)
Lineage: Eukaryota; Metazoa; Chordata; Aves; Galliformes; Phasianidae
Gene: BBOX1
Product: gamma-butyrobetaine hydroxylase 1
Biological process (GO): carnitine biosynthetic process
Cellular component (GO): mitochondrion
Molecular function (GO): gamma-butyrobetaine dioxygenase activity; iron ion binding
Source: RefSeq, a predicted model, not a curated record
CGGGAGCGGUCAGGCGGCAGCGCCCCGCCGCGGGCAGGGGAAGCCGGGGCCGGGCUCUACGCGAGGCCGGGGGGGCGCGGGGCUGCGGGCCGCCGGAGCUGGAAGGCGGAGCGUGGCCGGGAGCUGCUUCGCCGAUGGGAAGCAUCGAAGCGAGCUGCGUCUCUGCUCGGCCCUCCGUGUGGAGCAUGUAAACGAACACCGCUGCGACCCGACCAAGGUUAGCAUGUGGAGGCUGGCAGCUCGUGUCCUUCUGGGGACCAAAGUCCACCUCGUGACCCGACGCCUGCUUGCUGGGGCUGCAAACCUGCAGUGCUGCUGGUGGAGGACGGCACGGAGGACUCACACGGGUUACAUGAGUGCGGGGAUACGGAAAGUGGAGGCUCCAGAUGCGGAGCACCUCAUCCGUGUGCAGUGGGAGGAUGGAAGUGAGAGCUGCUACCCCUGCGUCUGGCUGCGGGACAACUGCCAGUGCCCACACUGCUUCCUGCACUCUGCCAAGGCCCGCAAGCUGCUCUUCGAGGACCUGGAUGUUGACAUCGUGGCCAAGGAAGUCACUCUGACAGACAGGAAAAAGAUAUUUAUCACGUGGCCCGAUGAACACACAAGCGAAUAUGAAGCUGAGUGGUUGAAAAAACGAUGCUUCUCUGAAGCAGCCAGAGCAGAAAUGCGAGAAGAUUUAUUUUUACCAGAACAUCAGUACUGGGGCUCCGACCUACAGCUUCCCAAAAUACCUUUUGAAGAAAUCAUGUACGAUGAUGAGAGUGCCUACAAGUGGCUGUGCACCCUGAAGAAGAUGGGAGUUGUGCUGCUAACAGGAGCUGCUGCAAGGCAGGGAGAGUUGGUGAAGCUUGGCCACAGGAUUGGUUUCCUGCGUCUCACUUUUUAUGGGCUGACUUGGCAAGUGCAGGACAAAGCAGAUGCCAACAAUGUGGCUUACACGACAGGGAAGCUGUGCUUUCACACCGACUACCCUGUCCUGCAGCAUCCACCUGGGGUUCAGUUUCUCCACUGUAUUAAACAAACAGCCACAGGAGGUGAGAGUGAAAUUGUAGAUGGAUUUCAUGCAGCUAACAAGUUGAAGCACCAAAAUCCUCAAGCUUAUCAGAUCCUGACCUCUACUGCUGUAGACUACACGGACAUUGGGGUUGACUACUGUGAUUUUGCUGUGCAGGGUAAACAAAGGAUCAUAGAUGUGGAUUACAGAGGCCAAGCAGUUCGCAUCAAUUUCAAUAAUGCAACAAGAGACACAGUGUUUGACAUACCAGCUGAAGAAGUGAGGCCAUUUUAUGCAGCUCUGAAGGAAUUCAAUGAUUUAUUAAACAGCACAGAACACAAGUUUACUUUCAAGCUGAAACCAGGAGACAUAGUAACGUUUGAUAACUGGCGCGUGCUGCACGGCCGCAAGAGCUAUCAGUCAGGCUCUGAAGUGACACGGCACCUCGAGGGCGCCUACGCAGACUGGGAUGUGGUCAUGUCGAGGCUCCGGCUCCUCCGAAAGAGGGUCCUCAACAGGGACUGAGUUUUUUCCUGCUGAUUAGAACAAGCAAAACUAGAUUGCCUACCCUCAAAAAAAAAAAAAA